AUGUGGCGAAGUGUACCUAGUGGCUCCACUCAUUACACCUCUGAUGGUUUCACCUUUGAGACACCUGAGUAUAGUGUAUUGGAAUCACAAUUUGACACACAAGACUCGCCACCUAGAGAUUGUAAUAGAUUUUGGAUUGGCCUUCUAGCCCAAGAACAAGAAACAUUUCUUCAACCUAACCGGUCACUGCCUCAGAUUCUCAGAAGCACGACAUUCACAGGCACCUCCAGGAGCUCUUCAACAUCGCAAACUCUUGCACGUUUACUUCUCCAACUCCCAAAGCUUCAAACUUUUCAGUGA
Molecule: messenger RNA, 300 nt
Organism: Prunus armeniaca (apricot)
Lineage: Eukaryota; Viridiplantae; Streptophyta; Magnoliopsida; Rosales; Rosaceae
Source: the annotation of a GenBank genome assembly